Messenger RNA from Diplodia corticola, 2202 nucleotides. RefSeq names its product trna uridine 5-carboxymethylaminomethyl modification enzyme gida. Lineage: Eukaryota; Fungi; Ascomycota; Dothideomycetes; Botryosphaeriales; Botryosphaeriaceae. Gene Ontology annotation, cellular component: cytosol. Gene Ontology annotation, molecular function: flavin adenine dinucleotide binding. The record is from RefSeq and is a predicted model, not a curated record. Bases 1 to 2202 code for a protein of 733 amino acids. Gene Ontology annotation, biological process: tRNA methylation; tRNA wobble uridine modification. The transcript is spliced from 3 exons.
AUGUCGUUCGCUCUCCGAGCGCGUUGGGCCUACGCCCCUCGCUUGAGGCUCGCCGCGCCGCUCGCCCGGCGAAGCGCGCUCUCCAGGACCUUCGCCACCAUCUCCAGCGAGACUGGGCUAACCCUCAACCCCCUCCCACCCACCACCAGCAACCCAACCUACGACGUCAUCGUCAUCGGCGGCGGCCACGCGGGCACCGAAGCCGCCGCGGCCGCCGCGCGCUCGGGCGCGCGCACCGCGCUCGUCACGCCCGCGCUCGCCAACCUCGGCGUCUGCUCGUGCAACCCGUCGUUCGGCGGCAUCGGCAAGGGCACGAUGCUGCGCGAGGUCGACGCGCUCGACGGCCUCGUCGGCCGCGUCGUCGACCGCGCGGCCGUCCAGUUCCGCGUCCUCAAUCGCAAAAAGGGGCCGGCGGUUUGGGGCCCUCGCGCGCAGAUCGAUCGCGGGUUGUAUCGGAGGUAUAUGCGGGAGGAGAUUGUUGUGGGGUAUGCUGGGGAGGGGAGGUUGGGGGUGGUGGAGGGGAGUGUGGCGGAUGUGGUGGUGGAGAGGGGGGAGGGAGUGGGGGCGGACGGGGGGGAGGGGGCGUUUGGGCGGAUCAAGGGCGUGAGGUUGGAGGAUGGGAGGGUGUUGGAUGCGGGGUGUGUGGUCAUCACGACGGGGACGUUUUUGGGCGGGGAGAUUCAUAUCGGUCUCGAGGCGUAUCCUUCUGGGAGGAUGGGCGAGGCUGCGACCUUCGGCCUCAGCAAGUCGCUGCGGGAGGCGGGGUUCAAGCUGGGACGGUUGAAGACGGGCACGCCGCCCCGGUUGGACCACAAGACGAUCGAUUACUCGGGACUGGAGCCGCAGCCGGGCGACGAGCCGCCGAUGCCGUUCAGCUACCUGAAUGACAGGGUGCAGGUCGAAGACCAGCUCUUGUGUCACAGCACGUAUACGAAUGAGGCGACCCAUGAUAUCAUCCGCGCGAACCUGGACAAGAGCAUUCACAUCAGGGAAACGGUGAAGGGACCACGGUAUUGCCCCUCGCUGGAAUCGAAAGUCUUGCGCUUCGGGCACAAGGAGAGACAUAUCAUCUGGCUGGAACCCGAAGGCUUCGACACGGACGUGGUAUACCCCAACGGCAUAUCCAUGACCAUACCGGCGGACGCGCAGGCAGCCAUGCUGCGGACGAUCAAGGGUCUGGAAAACGUCACCAUGCUGCAGCCUGGGUACGGCGUCGAAUACGACUACGUGGACCCACGCAACCUCCGCUCGACGCUGGAGACCAAGAACAUCAAGGGCCUUUUUCUGGCCGGCCAGAUCAACGGCACCACCGGCUACGAAGAAGCCGCCGGCCAGGGCGUCAUCGCGGGCAUCAACGCCGGCCUGGCGGCGCAGGGCAAGCCGCCCUUCACGCUCACGCGCGCCGACGGCUACAUCGGCAUCAUGAUCGACGACCUCAUCACCAAGGGCGUCACCGAGCCGUACCGCAUGUUCACCUCGCGCAGCGAGUUCCGCAUGAGCGCCCGCGCCGACAACGCCGACGCCCGGCUCACGGCCAAGGGCCGCGCCGCGGGCGUCGUGUCGGACCGGCGCUGGCGCGCCUUCGAGGACACGUCGCGCCAGAUGGCGGAGCUGACGGCGCUCCUGAAGGGGGAGACGGCCGGCUCGGGCCACUGGCUCGCGCGCGGCUUCCGCGUGCGCGAGGACACGACCAGGCGCUCCGCCUUCGACCUGCUCCGCCUCGCGGGCGUGACGACGGCGUCGCUCGAGGCCGUCGUGCCGCGCGUCCGCGACUUCGAUCCCAAGGUGCGCGAGCGCGUCGGCAUCGAGGGCGUGUACGCCCCGUACGUCGAGCAGCAGAUGGCGGCCAUGCGCGUCUUCCUCAAGGACGAGAACCUCCGGCUGCCGCCCGGCCUGGACUACGGGGCCAUCCACGGCCUGAGCUUCGAGGAGAAGCAGCUGCUGAAGCAGGCGAGGCCCGAGAGCGUGGGCCAGGCGCGGAGGAUCGAGGGCAUGACGCCGAACGGGGCGUUGAGGCUGCUGGCGGUCGUCAAGGGCGAGGCGAGGGCGAGGGCGAAGGAGAGGGUCAUGUUGGAGAUUGAGGAGAGGCGGAGGGAGAGGGGGGAGAAGGUGGUGGAUGAGGGUGUGGAGGGGCUGGAGGGGCUGGAAGCGAUCGAGAGCGUCGAGGGCGGGGAUCAGAGAGCGGAAGUUGAUGCGCGGUAA